Molecule: messenger RNA, 443 nt
Organism: Arabidopsis arenosa
Lineage: Eukaryota; Viridiplantae; Streptophyta; Magnoliopsida; Brassicales; Brassicaceae
Source: the annotation of a GenBank genome assembly
AAACGGAGGAAGAGUUCGAUCAUGAAGUUUGGUUAUUCCUCUGGUCAAAUUCGAUUUGUGUUUUAAGCAACUGAAGUAACAAUGUCGAAACCGAUCCUGCUCGUGUGUCUACUAGUUAUACUUAUAGUUACCUCUCAGUUUGAAUGGAGACAACCACUUGUUGAGUUAGAUACAGCCACCAGCUUGUCUCAGAAACAGCAGCAAAUUUCAGAUAGGGAAGAAGCUGUCAAAGAGAAGAUCAUCAUAUCACAAGAGAGACAUAUCCAGAGGCUAAAUGAGCUUGUCAGGAGUCUUCAAUUGCAGUUGCUGCAAUGCAAGGGAGAGAAUGAGACCCAAAAUGCCACCAAAAGCUAUCAUCUAAACAAACAAUUCAUCGAGGUCGAAAGGAAACAAAUCCUGGAAGGCUAAACUAUGAAAAACAUUUAUAAACAACUGAAUUGGUA